Messenger RNA from Sodiomyces alkalinus F11, 500 nucleotides. RefSeq lists its product as hypothetical. The record is from RefSeq and is a predicted model, not a curated record. Lineage: Eukaryota; Fungi; Ascomycota; Sordariomycetes; Glomerellales; Plectosphaerellaceae. The coding region runs from base 18 to 230 and encodes 70 amino acids. The transcript has a single exon.
GGCCGACAAAAAUAUAAAUGUCUCGACGUCGUUCCCAUCUCAGUCAACUUUUGUUUCUCUCGGCGUCGUCGGACGACUUUGCUUCUGACCUAAGAGCUUGUGUCACCCGUGAGGUCCUGGAUCACAAGCCCGGCCAUCUCGGCAAGAAAGCAACCAUCGACGUCGUACUCCUCGGUCGCAUCUCAGCACCCAUGGUCUUACGACUCAUGUUAGUCCCGACACCGCUUUAAAUGUACUUCGUAGGAACACUCCUACCUAUCGUUUUUUUACUACACUCCAGCCAGUGACGCCCGACUAUGUACCAUCUCCAACAAAGCCGUUUCCUUCCUAGGUACCUAGUCUAAUAAGCAUAAGUCUAAGCAAUAGCUUCGCAGCUUGGCGAGGCAUUUCUCCAGCUAAACCGGCGCUGUGCCCUGCUCGCGAACUUUCCGAGAGUACUUCGUCGGAGGCUCUGAGAGACUGAGACAACGACACCACUUAUUUAAGCAAGGCCAUGCUGA